Cyphomyrmex costatus is the source of this 1149-nucleotide messenger RNA. Its product is annotated as homocysteine S-methyltransferase YbgG. Lineage: Eukaryota; Metazoa; Arthropoda; Insecta; Hymenoptera; Formicidae. The record is from RefSeq and is a predicted model, not a curated record. Gene Ontology annotation, biological process: S-methylmethionine cycle. The coding region runs from base 9 to 998 and encodes 329 amino acids. Gene Ontology annotation, molecular function: zinc ion binding; S-adenosylmethionine-homocysteine S-methyltransferase activity. The transcript has a single exon.
UCGUAACGAUGGAAUGUCGAAGUGUCUCAAAAAAUGUCUUCAAGGUCUUGGACGGUGGCUUCUGUGGACAAUUGUCACGGCAUAUGAGUGCAAACGUCAAUAAUGAUCCACUCUGGACAGCACGGUUUCUGAAAACCAAUGUCGAUGCCGUAUAUGACACGCAUAUGGAUUUUCUACGCGCUGGUGCCGACAUUAUCGAGACCAACACCUACCAAGCGUCCGUACCCGGCUUGAUGAAAUAUCUAAAAGUGAGUGAACAAGAAAGUUUGGAGUUGCUCAACGUAUCCGUAAACGUAGCUAGAAAAGCUGUGAAUGACUACAUCCGCGAAGCGUGCAUUCCCUAUGAGUCAAAGCCUAUGAUCGCUGGAUCUUGCGGUCCUUACGGCGCUUAUCUACACAAUGGGUCUGAAUACACGGGCUUCUAUGGAAAGAGUAUAACCCGACAAGAACUGAUAGAUUGGCACAGGCCGCGCGUUAAAGCGCUAUUAGAUGCUGGUGCUGAUCUUCUAGCUUUCGAAACUAUACCCUGCAUCGAGGAAGCGGAAGCCAUUUUAGAAUUGUUGAAGGAAUACCCAGGUGCCCGUGUCUGGCUCUCGUUUUCAUGCCGAGAUGGUCAUUUCAUGUCGGAUGGUAGCGGAUUCCAAAAUACAGCUGUGUGCUGUUACCGCACCUUGCCAUCGCAGAUCGUCGCGGUUGGUGUAAAUUGUAUCGAUCCGAAGUACGUGACUCCCUUACUGAAGGGUCUCAAUGAGAACACGUCAUCGGAAAAGGAUUUCAUUCCUCUGAUAGUGUAUCCCAAUAGAGGUGGCAGCUAUUCCGCAAGCGGCGAAUGGAUCGCGGUCGAAGAGGAUCAAUCUCUGAAUCUGCCCAUAUCGGAAUGGUUGGACCUAGGAGUUCGUUACAUCGGCGGUUGCUGCAAGAUCUUCGCUGAUGACAUUAAGCUAAUUCGAUCGGAAGUGAAUCGACAUUCGCUUCAGAAAAAAAUUCUGAACAAGUGAUAGUAGCGAUAUUCAAAUAUAUUUGUUAUUGUUAUUGAUAUACAUAUACGCGCUGGUUAAAACCGUCUGAGUGUAUGCGUCAUCCAUUUUAUUGAACACAAUGAUUUUUAUACUAAUUUCUCGUAUAUAUUACCGAUAUUAUACCAUACAG